Raphanus sativus (radish) is the source of this 3063-nucleotide messenger RNA. RefSeq names its product calcium-transporting ATPase 8, plasma membrane-type. The record is from RefSeq and is a predicted model, not a curated record. Gene Ontology annotation, biological process: calcium ion transmembrane transport. Gene Ontology annotation, molecular function: ATP binding; P-type calcium transporter activity. The transcript has 32 exons. Bases 16 to 3000 code for a protein of 994 amino acids. Gene Ontology annotation, cellular component: membrane; intracellular membrane-bounded organelle. NCBI's taxonomy places the organism in Eukaryota, Viridiplantae, Streptophyta, Magnoliopsida, Brassicales, Brassicaceae.
AACCGUUUUUUUUUAAUGUUGGCUUUAACUUCUCGCCGGUUAACGGCCGACCAAGGUACUGUCGCAGCAACUGAUUUGCCAAUGUGCAGAUUCUCCGACUCCGAGAGACCAUCCAAACCGGAAGAUCAGGAGACCGUCGACUUGGAAGCUGGUACUAAUGUUCCAGACGGCGACUCUGAAGCUUUCGUACGUGAACAUCCAGAAACAGAACCAGCAAACGCUACUGGCGGGUUUGAGAUUGGACUGGACGAACUCGUCCAAGUGGUCAGAGAUCGAGACCUUCAAGUUCUGAAUCACUAUGAUGGGGUUAGAGGGUUGUCAACUCUGCUGAAGAGUGACCGUGAAAAGGGCAUAGAUCCGCUCAACGAUGAGAUACGGCAACGUAGGCAGGCAUUUGGGUCAAACACAUACCCUUGCAAAAGGGGAAACACUUUCUGGAGCUUUAUCUGGAAAGCUACCCAGUUUCCUCCUUAUAGGGUUAUUCUGAUUGUGGUUGUUAUAAGUUCGCUCCUGCAAAUAAGUGGAAAGGCUAUAUCCGAUGGUUGGUAUGUCAAAGCUUGCGCCAUUUUGGCCAUUGUCUUUUACAUCAUUGUAACAGCUAUCACUGAGCACAAGCAGUCUCGUCAGUUUGAAAAACUUGGCGAGGAGAUGAGAAACGUACCCCAAGAGAUUAUUAGAGGUGGAAGAAGAGUCUCGGUUUGUUCUAGCGAUAUUGUUGUUGGCGAUAUUGUACCCCUCAAGAAUGGUUUUCAGGUACCUGCAGACGGUGUCCUGUUUGUUGCAAACUCAUUGAAGAUUGACGAGCAAGAAUUAACUGGCUCACACUUGAUUGUUCAAAAAGAUAUUCUAAAGGACCCAUUCCUGUUAUCUGGUUCCAAAGUGAUAGAAGGCAUAGGUUCAAUGCUGGUUACAAGUGUUGGAAUAAACACUGAAUGGGGGAAAAAGAUUGAGACACAACCUGAGACGGAUGAAGAAAAGCCCUUUCAGGCAUACCUGAAAUGGCUUGCUAUUUCUGCUAGCUUGUUAGUCAUUUGGCUCGCUUCAGUUGCCUGUAUUGUUCAGUUAUGCCGAUACUUUUGUGGUCGGACCAAAAAAUCAGAUGGAACUCCAAUGUAUAUGCCCGGAAAUACCAGUUUCGAUGAAGCAAUGGAAUUUGUGAUCAAAUCCCUGAGUUUUGGGAUCGAGACAAUCAUCGUGGCAGUGCCUGUUGGACUUUUUAUAGGUGUUGACUUGAAUCUUGCAUAUACUACGGGGAAAAUGAUGAUAGACAAGGCUUUGGUUCAAAAAGUCUCUGCAUGUGAGCGAAUGGUAUAUGUUACAACUAUAUUGUGUCAUAAAACUGGAAUCUUAACUAAGAAUAAGAUGUCGGUGGUUGAUGUCUGGGCUGGAGGAAUAAGAAUGCCUGUUUCACAGCUGCCCUUGAUUCUUAACGAACUAAUAAUAGAAGGCAUUGCCCAAAACACAAAUGGCAGUGUUGUUUUUGAAACAGGAGCCACUGAGCCAGAGAUGUAUGGAUCACCAACAGAACAAGCCAUUCUGAGCUGGGGGAAUAAGUUGGGAAUGAAGUUUGAUGAGGCUAGGUCAGGAUCACCAGUCCUUCAUGUUAUACCAUUCAAUCCAAAAAAGAAAUAUGGAGGCGUGGCAUUAAAGGUUGGUACAGGACACCACGUUCAUUGGAAAGGAUCUGCAAAAGUUAUUCUUAAUUCAUGCAAAUGGUAUAUGGAUGGGGCCAACAACCGCAUAGCUAUUGAUGAACAGAAACAGGAGAUGAAAAGAAUAAUAAAAGACAUGUGUAUGAGAGGAAUGCGUUGUGCGGCACUUGCUUAUCAAUCCUAUGAGCUGGGGAGUCUUCCAACGACUGAUGAGGAACUUUCUACACUACCUCAGGACCUUGUUUUGUUGGCUAUUAUUGGUAUAGAGGAUCCUUGCCGGUCAGACACAAAGAAUGCGGUCAAGUUGUGCAAUUCCGGAGGUGUUAAGGUCCGCAUGGUGACUGAGGAUGAUGUUUUGACUGCUCAAGCAAUAGCAAAGGAUUGUGGGAUACUGGAGAAUUUAGAUGGCCUUGAUACAAUGACUGGAGCUCAAUUUCGUGUUCUUUCCGAUCUAGACAGAAAGCAGAGCGCCCCAAAUAUCUCGGUUUUGGCUCAAGCCUCUCCCGAGGACAGUUUUUUGUUUGUCGAAGCGCUGCAAGGAAGUGGGAAUGUAGUUGCAGCCACUGGGAUGGGAAUACAUGAUACAAUGACACUAGGCGCGGCCAAUGUUAGCCUCGCAAUGGGGAUUGGAGGGACAGCAGCAGCUAAAGAGAAUGCCGAUAUUAUUAUAUUGGAUAACGAUUUUAAUACGAUUGUCAAGGUUAUCCAACGGUGUCGAUUUCUUUACACCAAUAUCCCGAGGUAUGUCCUAUUCCGGCUCAAAGUGAGUGUCUCAGCCGUGGCUAACUGUGUGGUGGAGGUUGUAUUCUAUAAUGCAUUUCCACUUUAUGCCGUGAAGUUUCUGUUGCAUAAUCUCAUUCUCGACAUCUUUGGACCACUAGCGUUAGCUUAUAAACCAUUAGCCCGCAGCCUAAUGGAAAAGCCACCAGUUGAUAUAAGUGAGCCUCUCAUAACCAAGAAGAUGUGGUGCAAGAUGGUGAUACAAGUGAUUAGCAUAAUGCGGCGGGCGCUCCUAGAUUCUGAUAGUGUAAUGAAGCUGGAUCAUGGUCAUACCGAUGCUGAAAAAGUGAAGAACACAUUUAAAUUCAAUUGUUUGGUCUUCUGCCUGGUAUCCAAUGAGUUUGAAAUCAGAAAUGGAGACCAAACCUUGAUAGAAGUUCUUAAAGACAACAUGUUUGUCUUAACAAUAACCGCGAGCAUCAUAGUUCAGAUAAUCUUGGUAGAGUUCCUUGGCAAUUUCAAUUCUGCCGUUAGGCUUGACCCGGAAAAAUGGCUCAUCUCCUUCCUUGCGGGAACACUUGACCAGGCACAAUCACCUAAGAACCUAAUUUGUUCUCACAUCAUUUAAACUGUAAUGUUGAAUACUUCAUAUCCUUUUCAAAGUUGCAAUUAUUUUAGCAGUUACUUAUGA